This is a messenger RNA of Australozyma saopauloensis, 1224 nucleotides long. RefSeq lists its product as uncharacterized. Bases 1 to 1224 code for a protein of 407 amino acids. Lineage: Eukaryota; Fungi; Ascomycota; Pichiomycetes; Serinales; Metschnikowiaceae. The transcript has a single exon. The record is from RefSeq and is a predicted model, not a curated record.
AUGGACGAGCUGUAUCUCCAAGAUAAACUGCCAAAGCUAGGAAAGCCAUUGGCGGUACUUGUCAUAUUCAAGCUCCUCAAGAUCAAAAAUGCCGCUGCUUUGGCUGCAUUUUUCACUCUUCAUCCUCAUAUUAGAAGACUACUUCGGAAUCAUGUCCAAGCUGCCCAAAAAGACCCUGCCACAGUAGAACGGCGCAUCAAUAAAAGCUCGAACUUGAUAUCGGCCAUUCUUUUAUACGCGGGCGUGUCGCUGAACCCAAAAAUCCCCAAGGAUUACAUUGUUCUUUACCUAAUUGAACUAUACUAUGGGUCGCUCAAUACUCCUCGGUCUCCAUUCCUGGUUUCGCCUACAACGGCCCGUAGAUUUAAAUUGAGCAAUUACAGUGAAAAUGGAUGGGUGCACUGGUUGUAUCGCAAUAAGCACUAUGUUUUAUUUCCGCUCAUUUACGCGCAGUUGUUGUCGAACUACUUGACGCCCACUCAGUACAAAUUGAAUCAGCGCUAUCUUUCCAGCACCAUCAAAAAUUGGAUGUUAAAUCCAAUUUGGAGAAACUUCCAUAUGGGCCGUACCAGCAAAUCGAUUCUGUGGCUUGGCCUCGGGGGCGCUUUUCUUAAACAUUGUGCCCUUUUAAUGGCAUACUUUCUGUUGUCUGAAGUGAAGAGUAAGAUCUUGGUCAAAUACUUCCAAAAGAGCGACAUGAAGCAGGCGUUCAAAGAUUAUGUCUUGCUGUGCGUUAAAAAGACUAAGUCUAUUGCUUUGUUCGUAUAUGGAAUAAGUCUUACGUCUAUGGCUCUCUUGGCUGUAACCCUGCCUCUUCUCACUGCUGGAGGCAUAAUCCAUAAACUAUACACUGCAAAUCCAAAAUUGUUCAUUAAGAAUUACAUCAAAUUUGUGGGUGCGGGGUCGGCUCUUUUGGCGAUGUUGGUUGCGGUACCUCGCUCCGAACAUCUCUCGGCAGCAUUUUUCAAUGGCAUCAACGGAUAUCUCUUGAACCUCAUUGUUCUAUCAAAAUGGCGAAUUCUCAAGGAAAACCAUCCUUGGUUCACAAUUCUUCGUGUUGGAACCUGGGAAAGAAUAGAAUCACUCCUCUUGUCUUAUGUAGUGUGGGAGACCAUGAACCUCAAUGAUACUAUACGCGACAAUGAUGAUGCUGACAAAAUGGCUGAGUGCAGACGCCUUCAGGAUGACCGUUUGAUCCGUGUCGUUGACAGAAUCAUGACAUAA